CUUUGAGGUGUGCUAGAAAAAAAAGUAAAAAUCGUUCUUUCAUGAAGUUGCGUCACCCACAUGUUCUGUUUGAAGUGAAAUAAAGCUAGCAAAUAAAUUAAACAGUUGAUAAUAUUGUCGCAAAAAUGUUGACCGCUACGCGGGUGAUCGGCCGCAAGGCUCUGGAGUGUUCCGGCCUUAGUUCAGACAUUUACACACACAGGAAUUUCUCCUCAAUUAUCAGAAACACCGCAGCCCCCACAGUGCCCAUUUACCAGCAACAUGCUGUCCAAUACAGGAACAAAUCUGAGGGUGUGCGCGGUGCAGUCAUUGGUAUCGACUUGGGUACCACCAACUCCUGUGUGGCUGUCAUGGAGGGCAAGACCCCUAAGGUAGUGGAAAACACCGAAGGCUCCCGCACGACUCCCUCCCACGUGGCUUUCAGCAAGGAGGGCGAGCGUCUCGUCGGCAUGCCAGCCAAGCGCCAAGCCGUCACCAACAGUGGCAACACAUUCUAUGCCACCAAGAGGCUGAUCGGCAGAAGGUUUGAUGACCCCGAGGUCCAGAAGGAUAUGAAGAACCUGUCCUACAAGGUCGUCAGGGCUUCGAAUGGAGACGCUUGGGUGCAAGGCAGCGACGGCAAAGUGUACUCCCCAUCUCAGAUCGGUGCCUUCGUGCUGAUCAAGAUGAAGGAGACGGCCGAGGCAUACCUGAACACCUCGGUCAAGAAUGCCGUCAUCACUGUGCCGGCUUAUUUCAACGACUCGCAGAGACAGGCCACUAAGGAUGCAGGACAAAUCUCUGGUCUGAACGUUUUGCGUGUGAUCAACGAACCCACGGCUGCGGCCCUCGCCUACGGUAUGGACAAGACUGACGAUAAAAUUAUUGCCGUAUACGACUUGGGUGGCGGUACGUUCGAUAUCUCAGUUCUCGAGAUUCAGAAGGGAGUGUUUGAAGUGAAGAGUACCAACGGAGACACGCUGCUGGGCGGUGAAGACUUCGACAAUGUCAUCGUUAACUUCCUGGUCGAUGAGUUUAAACGUGACCAAGGUAUUGACAUCCGUAAAGACGCGAUGGCGAUGCAGCGCCUGAAGGAAGCCGCUGAGAAGGCCAAGAUCGAGCUCUCCGGCUCCCUGCAGACCGACAUCAACUUACCGUACCUCACCAUGGACGCGUCCGGUCCUAAGCACAUGAACUUGAAGAUGAGCCGUUCGAAGCUGGAGUCGCUAGUAGGUGAUCUGAUCAAGCGCACGGUGGCGCCGUGCCAGCGCGCGCUGCAGGACGCCGAGGUUCAGCGCUCAGACAUCGGCGAGGUGCUGCUCGUCGGCGGCAUGACCAGGAUGCCUAAGGUACAAUCAACAGUCCAGGAAAUCUUCGGCCGCGCCCCCUCUCGCGCCGUCAACCCCGACGAGGCCGUCGCCGUCGGCGCCGCCGUCCAGGGCGGAGUCCUAGCGGGCGACGUGACGGACAUCCUGCUGCUCGACGUCACACCACUGUCCCUGGGUAUUGAGACCCUUGGAGGAGUGUUUACUAAGCUCAUCACGAGGAACACUACUAUCCCUACGAAGAAGAGCCAGGUGUUCUCUACCGCUGCUGACGGCCAAACCCAAGUCGAAAUCAAAGUCCACCAAGGCGAACGUGAAAUGGCUGCCGACAACAAACUCCUGGGUCAGUUCUCCCUCGUGGGCAUUCCGCCCGCGCCUCGAGGAGUGCCUCAGAUCGAGGUGACGUUCGAUAUCGACGCCAACGGCAUCGUGCACGUGUCUGCUCGCGACAAGGGCACCGGCAAGGAACAACAGAUCGUAAUCCAGUCUUCUGGCGGCCUCUCCAAGGACGAGAUUGAGAACAUGGUGAAGGCUGCGGAGCAAUUCGCGGCGACGGACAAGCAGAGACGCGAGCGAGUGGAAGUGUCCAACCAGGCCGAGGGCGUUCUGCACGACACCGAGACCAAGAUGGAUGAGUACAAGAGCCAGUUGCCGCAGGACGAGUGCGACAAGCUCCGUGAAGAGAUCGCCAAGCUCCGCGAACUCCUCGCCAAGAAGGACACCGCCGACCCCGAGGAGAUCCGCACCGCCACCAGCACGCUGCAGCAGGCCAGCCUCAAGCUCUUCGAGCAGGCUUACAAGAAGAUGGCAGCCGAACGCGAAGGUCAACAACAGCAGUCUCAAGCUGAACAGCCAACCCAAGAGAAGAAGGAAGAGAAAAACUAAACUAUAAGCAACGGAUACUAGUACCGAGGACUCGCUCGUGUUGCUGUACAGAAAUGUCUAGCCGAAUGGUUUGAACGAUACAAUUGUUAUGUGCAAAUCUUCAAAGAGUUGCCUCCUAAUAUAAUUUCACCGGUGUGAAGUUUGCUGAUGGCUGAUUUCAGAGCGGUAAAGUUAUGUGAUGAGCUAUAUUUUUCACUGCUGAAUAUAAGCCUAUAAUUUUAUGUGUUAGGAAACUCAUUCAAGGAAUUUUGGACUUAAAUUCCACACUAUACAUGUUAUUUUUAUAACUAGAACAAAAGGGUAUUUUCUCAAUUGGUUUUUGCACCUAACAAUGCUACUUUAUGUAUGUCUGAGUAGAGUAUAGAGUGAUAAAUCGGCCUCAAUUUCAAUUUUUUUUUCAUCACCAGUAAGCCAUACAAAGGUACACAAAUACGAGCAUUGGUGUCGCGUGAUAAAACUGGUCUGUGAUUGGCCAAUGCUAGGCCUUGGUGCAACCGCUUAAUAAGGCUGGUUUCUGAUUGACUAAUGUUAUGUAUUGGUGGUGUUGGGUGAUAAAGCCGAUCUCUGAUUGGCUAAUUUGAUGUCUUGUUGGUGUCGCGUGACAAAGCCGGUCUGUGAUUGGGCGCUACAGUUCGGUAUAUCACUUUAUACUUUCUCUCAAAUUGUAUGCCUGAUUUAGAAGAACGUUUCGGUAGGAAUUCUCGUUAUAAUUGGUAGGAUUUUAGACCGGGUCGACAACAACUGUAUUACGAAACUAUAGUCCGUAUUUAUAUGUCUACAAAGCAAAUUUUUUUAGCUUAAAAAAUAAGCUUAUUCUGAACUGACAAUAAAACUUAAAAUGUGCAAUAUUUGUAUUUAUUUAUGAUAUUAAUAAUUAUUUUCGAAAAAUUGUCGACCUUGUCUCAACUCUGACCAAAUUUAACAACUUUAUUAAAUUGAAUAAGUAUGUAUGUAUGAAUUUCAUCCUCAUCAAUUCAUUUGCAAGUAGGAUAUACCUAUUUUUGCAUUCUCAAUGUAGUAUUCCAUACAAAAUGGUAACUUACACUGUGGCCCAAUUUGGUAGAAUUUCGAACCUAUCUUCAUUUGCCUAGCCGUUUCCUAUAAAGUCGGCUCACAGUCUAGCUAGACGCAACUGUGUUUUACAAGGAGCCUUGAUGACUCAGCUAUGAUUCAAUGUAACUCACUGGAUGAGUAUAAUAUAAUAAUUUAAAGUAUAUUUGCACCAUAUUGGGCCCUUUGUAAUAUCCAUAACGCUACAAAAUGAUAAAAUAUAUUAUUUUGUCAUGAUACCGCGUUAAAAACACCAUUUUCAAAGAAAAUACGUUAAAUAAAACUACAUAAAAUUCCAGUAGUUUUAAAUAUCGCAUUUUCCAAUCACACGUUAGUCGCCAUUUUUAAUUUAGAAGUUAGAAAUUAAUAUUAAAUUGUUAUUUAGUGUACCGGCUGGUGGUUUUAGUGUUAAAUGAGACUUGCAGCCUCUAUUUUUAUUAAAUUAUAAUUUUAAUUGAAAUCCAAUUUUUUUGAAUUAUUGAUCAUCCUUCCUGAGACUUACUGUCGUUCCUAUCAAAAAUUUUCCAAUCUUUUUCAGGUGAAAGCGUAAACUGAAUUACUCCGCCUAAAUCCGGUUUGAUCCUGAAUUCCGAUGAUUGUUAAUUCGAAAAUACGAAUAAAGUUUGCAAGUCUGUCAUUGUUUAACGACUGUUAUUAUAAAAUAUCUUUAGCAUACGCUACUUGAAAAUAAAUAAUUGAAGAAAAGCAGGACAGACAUUAAAAAAAAUAUAUUUUUUCUCCCAUCGAUAACAGUAUUUAAAUAUAUGACUUCAUCCAUCAUUUGUCAUUAUUUCAAUUUUACAAGAAUUCAAGUAGCGUACGCUAAAUAAGUACCUACAUUAUUUUUGAAAAAAGAACGCUGAAUAUAAACGAAUGUCUUACGCACAUUUUGUCAUGAUCUUUGGAGUGAAAUUGCAUUUAAGUUUAAAAUAAACUAGAAAAAUGUGCCCCCGACAUAACGAAAACUACACACUUCUCAAAUGUUAAAAAUAAAUAUAGAUUUAGAAUACAAUAUAGGAAAAAUGUAAAUACAUAUACGCCGACCGUUUUUUCGUGCAGUUGACAGCUGUCAGUUUUCAAAGACUGUCCAGCUGUCAAAUACACAAUAGAUUCGGUUACCCUACAAUUUGUUUCGGAGUUGUCACAUCGGGCCAAUUUUGUUCUUAUUAAUGUUAUUAUUUUAUAAUUUCUACAUAGUUUGAUAUGUAGGUAGUUCAGCUUUACCAAAUACACAGCUAAGAGUUAA
Messenger RNA from Helicoverpa zea (corn earworm), 4485 nucleotides. It is a transcript of the gene Hsc70-5, whose product is annotated as heat shock 70 kDa protein cognate 5. The record is from RefSeq and is a predicted model, not a curated record. Gene Ontology annotation, biological process: protein refolding; cellular response to unfolded protein. Gene Ontology annotation, molecular function: ATP hydrolysis activity; ATP binding; ATP-dependent protein folding chaperone. The transcript has 14 exons. NCBI's taxonomy places the organism in Eukaryota, Metazoa, Arthropoda, Insecta, Lepidoptera, Noctuidae. The coding region runs from base 126 to 2189 and encodes 687 amino acids. Gene Ontology annotation, cellular component: cytoplasm; mitochondrion.